This is a messenger RNA of Sphaerulina musiva SO2202, 1143 nucleotides long. RefSeq lists its product as uncharacterized. Lineage: Eukaryota; Fungi; Ascomycota; Dothideomycetes; Mycosphaerellales; Mycosphaerellaceae. The transcript has a single exon. The record is from RefSeq and is a predicted model, not a curated record. The annotation marks the transcript as partial.
GUCUGCCAAAUGACUCUCACCGACCUCCCCACCAACACCGAAUUACGCGCGCAGAACGACACGGGCGACUGUAUGCAAAUGCUCGACGACGCGUGCGUUCAGGCCAUCCGUUCCGCCGCAGAGACGUACGCGGAACGGUUAAUCCUCAACCGCCACGCGACCGCCUUGCACAACGAUUCCCAGCUCUCGCAGUCUUGCCCGGAAAUCGCUCACAUGAUCAACGCCGAUCCACCGGAAGAAUGCGGCCCUUAUUUCUCGGCCAAUACGACCUGGUACGACGCGGCCGCGUUGACCGAUUCCCAAUCUUCACCCAUCUAUCAUGGUUGCCAAGCACAAGCCGACGACGACGACGACACCACCACCACCGCCUCCAAACAUGGAGAUGACCAUCAUAGCUCUCCGUGGUGGUCUCUCAAUUCGGCCAAAAAUUCUUACAGUAAUCAAAUCUACGACUUGGUCGUGACGCAUGUCAGUCCCGUCUUGAUGAUUUGGGUCUCUGUUUCGAAUCCUUCUACUUCUACUUCUACUACCCAACCAAAUACUAAACCACCGUCGACGGCUACGGCGACUUCCACCGCUCUCCUCAAAUGUCUUCGACCCAAAACCAUUUCUCCGGGAAGUCGCGCCCCGGCUGUCUUGCCUGCGCCAGAACCUGUGGUACCAUUUUCCCAGGACAAGAACAAGCAGGAUGGGGAGUCAUCAGAUGGUAGUAAAAGUAAAAGUACUGAUGAUGAUGACGCCGCCAAGAAAGACAAGAAGAAAAAAUCCAAAAAAUUAACUGAUGCGUGUAUUGCGGGAAUCGCAAUUGGAGCGAUUGUUGGUGUGGCGUUGGUGAUUGGUGGAGGGGUGAUUUGGUGGUUGAGACGGAAGACGAGGAAAAUGGCUGCUGUGGCUGUGGCUGGGGCGAUGAGGGGCAAGGGGGAGGAUGAUGGUGAUGCGAAUGGGAAUGAACCUCCUCAUGCUGGCGGUCGCGGUAGCGGUGGUGGUGGUCAUGGUGAUUAUGGUGAUGGUACGAAGAAUUUGCACGAGUUGCCGCAACCAUAUCGGGUUUUUGAACUCGAUGCUGCGGGACGAGAGCCGGUGGAAUUGGAGACCAAGUGUACCAUGGAGUUGGAAGGGAGUACGCCGAAUACGGCUGUCGAA